AUCCACACGAUAACUAAAGAAAAAAAAAACAGUAUCUAACCUGGUUUUCAAAACAAACCUUGAAAAUGUGUCCGGCGAUCCUGGACAGCGAAGAGCGAUGCCUAGGAGGCAUGACAUUUUUCGCUCAAAGCCACCCAACGGAGCUCUGCGGAAGCAACGGACUGCCAUUAACGCCAAACUCGAUCACGAUCUACGGAAAGGCGCAGUUCCUCAAGACGGUCCGGCACAGGAACUUGGCUCCGUACCUAGACAUAAUCAGGAGCAAGCACGAGCGGACAAUUGUUGUUGCUGAGUACACUGGGUCUCCGCUCUCGGGACACAUUGGUGAUGAAAGCUUCUCCUGGGAGACGAUCAAGUACAUAGCUUACCAGUGCCUAUCGGCGCUGAGUUACAUUCAUGAUCUAGGACUGACUCACAGGCACUUGAGUCCGGAGACGAUCCUGAUCUCCAGGAGCCAGGAGAUUAAGCUUUACAACUUCGGACUCUACUACAUGACCGACAUGGGCCGGAACGUCUCCUUUCCUAUCGGAAGCCCUAAGUACACCGCCCCCGAGGUGUUUUUGAACGAGCAGAGCACUCCUAGCUCUUGUAAAGUAGACUCCUGGUCCCUGGGGAUGAUAAUCGCGGAGCUUCUGCUGAAGAGGUCACUCUGGGCGGAGCUGAAGCUGGGCCAAUGUCUGUGGAAGCUCCUGAGUCUGCUGCAUUCUGAGAACGGGAUCUUUGAACGGCUGGCCCUUGAAUGCGACCGGCAUGACACUUACAAAAAGAUUCCGCAGGAAUUGAAGGAGUUUGUGGCCAUGGCGCUGGAGGUUGAUCCUUCGAAGCGGCUCAGCGCUUCAGAGCUGCUGGAUCUUCCGAUCUUUAAGGAGUUCAGGGCUGGGGAGUUCAAGGAUCAGGACGAGUUCCUGGAUGUUGUAACCAGGAAAAUGGAUGACUUGUAUUACUUGUGGCAGCUUGCUGGCGGCGACAUGACUGGGGAGUUGAAGAAACAGGGACUGAUCAGGUCCAGGCCUCCGAUUUUGUCAAUUCCUAAUUUGAUUAUUUUGCUGGGGCAGAUGUUUGGAAGGAGGGACACUGCUGGGUUGCUGGAUCUUAGGGUUAUUAAGGUACUUCUAGAAACUCUGAAACAACGUCUAAGCCACGUACCCUACAUAGCCAACAGCCCAAAGCUCUCCACAGAAGCAGACUUUCACCUCCAAGACGAGUUAACCAACGCAACCACUAAACUUCCUCUAAUAAUCCGCGAAAGAGACACCGAGUACCAGUUCUACCGACUGGUCCUAUUCGAGCGGCUGCUCCAAGCCUACCCAGUGUCUCGCUCAGCAAUCCUGCGAGAAGCUCACAAGGAUAUUCCUCCGCCAUUUCGCGGCCAGAUUUGGGCAGCCAUUUUGGGAGUAGUCGGGAACAUCCAGAGAAAAUACGAGCAGAUUGACAAAGAGACUCCAACGCACACCGACCGGCAGAUUGAAGUGGACAUUCCUAGAUGUCACCAGUACAGUGAGUUGCUGUCUUCUGGAGCAGGACACGAACGACUCCAGAGACUCCUCAAGGCCUGGGUGAGGAACAACCCUCAGUAUGUCUACUGGCAGGGUCUAGACUCGCUCACAGCGCCAUUUUUGUACCUUAACUUCAACAACGAAGCGCUGGCGUUCGCCUGCUUGGAAGCUUUUGUCCCAAAAUACCUGCACCAGUUCUUCCUGAAGGACAAUAGCGCUGUAAUUCAAGAGUAUCUUGGAAAAUUCUCGCAGAUCAUCGGGUUCCAUGAUCCCAAGCUAGCGAACCACUUAAGAGGGAUCAACUUUGUUCCGGAACUCUUUGCGAUUCCCUGGUUCCUCACCAUGUUCUCACACGUGUUCCCGCUGCACAAGAUACUCCAUCUGUGGGACAAGCUUCUUCUAGGCGACUCCUCAUUUCCCUUGAUGGUCGGCCUCGCGAUCUUGAAGCAGCUUAGAGACGCACUGCUAACUUCAGGCUUCAACGAGUGUAUCCUUUUAUUUUCCGAUCUUCCUGAAGUGGAUAUCGAGCUCUGCGUCAAAGACUCCAUGGACAUAUACACGAACACUCCGACGAGUAUUACUUAUAGGAAGUACCAAUUUGACCAAUCCAAAGCCAGCCACUGGAAGGAACCUGAACCUGGAACUGAAAAGAUGCCAAGGAUUAGUAAUGAUGAUUUCGUUAAUUAUUACGGAAACAAACGGGAUAAGAUGAUUGUUGUGGAUAUUAGGAAUAAUAUACAGUACGAGCGCGGUGCUGUGAAAGGAAGUAUCAACAUACCGUUUACUAGUGUCCAAUUGUCGCAUACUAGCAUUGAGUCGUUGGGGAAUCAAGCUAAGGUGUUGGCUGAUCCAGAUAAUAAUGAGUGUAUUGUUGUUGUUAUUGGACCCCAUGAUCAGAAUAAUGCUCUGUUCACUGAAUUUCUGAUGAAAUGCAACAUAUCAGGAGUAUGCUCCCUCCAAGACGGUAUUUACGGCCUGAGAUCCAAGUGUCCGAAUCUCUUGGUCCCAAUUCGUGACCAGAUAUUCCUAUAAAUUAAUAAAUUAUAUACAACUUCUAUUGAUGUAUAAUAUAUAUAAAAUUGUAAAUAUAUUUUUGUAAGAAUAACUGUUAUCAUUUGAAUUUAAUAAUCAUGUUUAUAUAACCUC
Messenger RNA from Cotesia glomerata, 2642 nucleotides. RefSeq names its product TBC domain-containing protein kinase-like protein. The coding region runs from base 66 to 2528 and encodes 820 amino acids. Gene Ontology annotation, molecular function: GTPase activator activity; protein kinase activity; ATP binding. Gene Ontology annotation, biological process: activation of GTPase activity; protein phosphorylation. Lineage: Eukaryota; Metazoa; Arthropoda; Insecta; Hymenoptera; Braconidae. The transcript has 6 exons. The record is from RefSeq and is a predicted model, not a curated record.